GAAUUCCAAUUUGAGCUAGCAAAGCCAAGAAAACAACACCCUGUUCCACCAAUUUACAAUGAGAAAGAAGCAUGAAUGAAGAACAACUUAUCCAACCUCAGAAAAUUCUAAAUUUAAUCAAAAACUAAUCACAACAACAAUUUUCUUACGCGGAAUCAAAAUCAAACCCAAUUCCUAAUUCAAGCAAAACCAUUUUUAAUCUCUCCAUUAAUAAUAAAUUCACAUUUGAUUCAUUCAUUCAUUCAUCAUUCAUCCAUCAAUCCACACACACUUUGGUUUUCUGAUUCAUCCUCUUUUCCUCUUACAGUGUUGUUCAUGGCAGCAACAACCGGCUGAAGCAACCAAAACGACAAAUCAUCAUGGAAGAGGUUGAGAGGAUGAAACAGUUAACCCUUCUUUCUUUUGUGAAUCAAACCACACGUGUGGCUCUUGUGGGUGGUAAUCACACCGCUGCAAGAUUCUGCAGUCGAUAAAGUUUCAAUCUUUUUUCACUUUUCACCACAUUUCACUAUUCAUCUUCUCUUUUCUUCAUCUGGGUUCUCUUUGUUUUGUUUUUACCUUAACAAUAAUGGGUAAGCAGUUUUUUCAAGGUGGAAGGGUUGGUUUCAAUUUUGAUGCUUUUUUGAUUAUUAAGGUUCCUGAUGCACGGUUUUUACGUAUUCUGUCACAGUUUUUGUUUUUGGCUUUGGUUUUUGUUGUGUUUCCUUUUUUGUGUUCCUUUCUAAAAGGGUUACUUGUUCCUAGUUUUGAUGCUACUGUUUUUGUUACUGCUUCAUCUUCUGUAUCAAUCAAUGUUGAUGUUUUGAAUUCCAUUCUUCAUGAUUUGGGUGAUGAAGGUCUUCUUAAAAAGGAGCAUAAGGCUCUUAUUAUGAGUCCUCCAGUUGGGUUUCAAGGUGGUGCUUCUUUGUUGAAUUGGAACAGUGAGGUUGAUUUGGUUAUGCAUGAGUCUUAUGAUUUUGUGUUUACUACAAGCUUUGAAGAUGCUGUUUCUGCUGAUCGUGUUUUGAAAAUUAACGGCGUUGUAGCUUUUCCGUUGAGUGUUGAUGAUUCGUCUGAUGCUGGUUUUAGAAAACAAUCUAAUUAUAAAGUUGUGUAUCUUAGGCGAUAUGAUUCUAUUUUUGUUGCAUUGAGGAAAAUUGGUUUGGAGAAUAGAUUGGUAGAUAAUUCGCCGAAAAGGAGGCUUUGUCAGUUUGCGACGGUGGCUAGGAUGAAUGCUUUAAAGGGUCUUGAAGAUGCGCUUCUUGAGCCGCCAAGACAGGAUUCUGAUGAAUCAAACACAAACUUGAAGAUCAACUACUUGCCUGAAUUGAUGGGAGAUUCUCUUGAAGGUUAUAAGCGAAGAGUCUUCAUUGGUGUGGGUUUGCAUGACGAAAACAAAGCUGCAAUUGAAUGGUUUGAGAGAAACUACCCAAAGAAGGGUAUGAAAUUUCAAAUUCACAGUUUACAGGUUGCACUGGAAGAGCCGGAUGUGCCCCAAAAUGAUUUUUCUGCUUGGUUAUCUAAGCAUGUGAGGGAGGAUGAGUAUGUUGUGAUGAAGGCUGAAGCAAAUGUGGUGGAGGAAAUGAUGAGGAAAAAGACGAUUUGCUUAGUGGAUGAAUUGUUCCUUCAAUGUAACAAUGAAUGGUGGCAAACCGGGAAGAGAAAGAACAGCGGUCGAGCAUAUUGGGAGUGCUUGGCUUUGUAUGGAAGGCUUAUAGAUGAGGGAGUUGCAGUACACCAAUGGUGGGACUGAGUGAGGCAAACAUCCCACUUAUAAGUUGAUAUGCUCUGUAGUAUUUAUACUAUUGGCUUCUCUAUUUUCUGGUUUGAUCUGUUUAUAGUUUUAAAUUUGUGUAUAGGGAUAACUGAGUAUGCCACUAAUGUAACCUAUCUUGUAUAUGUUUUCACAUUGCUAACUAUAAUAACGACGCAAUUGUGAUACAAAUAAAUGGAUUGUGUUUCCUCUAGUUCUUUACUA
Messenger RNA from Trifolium pratense (red clover), 1957 nucleotides. RefSeq lists its product as uncharacterized. The transcript has a single exon. Bases 569 to 1732 code for a protein of 387 amino acids. The record is from RefSeq and is a predicted model, not a curated record. NCBI's taxonomy places the organism in Eukaryota, Viridiplantae, Streptophyta, Magnoliopsida, Fabales, Fabaceae.